GGGAGGAGCUCGGAGCACGGGAAUAGAACAGGAAAGCUUGAACGUUAUAGAACUAAACCUGCACUUGACAAGAGAACACGUCUCUCCUUUUGAAUUUCAAAUACAUUCCGCAACGAUAUCUUCGCAGAUAUUAAGCACCAUCUGAGUAGGGUGAAGAUAUGGCUGGCACCAAGGACUCGAUGCCAUUGGUGGUUGCAUACGUGUCGGCUGUGCUGGUUGGUUGCGCAUGGUGCUGGGAAGGGGCGUGCCCGCAAGAUGGUUGGCACAAACCUGAGCCUGGUCCGCAGCCAGACCUGAAAGACUGCAUGCUGUACGAACAGAAUUCCUGCUGUUCUCAAGAGCACAUUGAAGACAUUUUAAACUCCCCAACCACUGUAAUGGCCAAUGAGUCUUGGGAUGCGUGUGGCUCUCUUAGCCUAAGCUGUCAGGACUUCCUGAAGCGGGUGGCCUGUUUUCAGCGCUGCUCUCCAGAUCGCAUGCUCUGGGCCCACGCCGAUCACCCAGGUGACAUUCAGGCCACACCCCUCUGCCACAGCUUCUGUACAGACUGGUUUGAAGCUUGCAAGAAUGAUCUGACUUGUGCACGGAACUGGACAACCGACUGGGCAGGGGUCAACUGUACUGGGCCCUGUGUGCCUUUCCAUCAGAUGUACAAGGACGAGCGUGAGCUGUGUGACCACCUGUGGGGCGACGCGUUCAUGGCGGAGGACGGGGAGGACGGAGGCGACGCAGGUCCGUGCUGCCUGACGCUGAGCCUCUCUGACAGGGAGGUUAUCCACGCCGUGCGCCAGGGCCAGCAGGCCACCAAGAGAGGCCGCCCUCUCGGCAGGCCCUGCCACCGCCGCCCGCAGCCCACAGCGCCUCCGCAGGCCCGGAGGGGAGCGGUUAGCAAGCGCUCGGUCGCCAAGGACGACGCAGAAGGCAGUGGCAGCGGCUUCUAGAAACCCCAGGGAUAGGCUUUGAAAAGCACACACAUUUUUAACCCGCCCCUCUUCAAAUAACAACGAUAAAACACAGGGACUAUUAUUUAUAGCGGUGAUCAUUUUCUCCUCCCCUGUAUCCCAGUGUAAUUACGGCAGGAUGGUUGGAUUAUUCAGGUGUAAAGCACCUGGGUAUGGCUGGGUGGGGAGACACAGCCGAAUGUUAAUUCCACCAGCGUCUGGAAACCCCGAUUUGCACUUUAUUCUUAAAAUUAAACUAUGCAGAAAAUUCAACAACUGAUGGUCAUCACGUCACAUACACCAAGCAUGGAAAGAUACCAUUUAAAUUGCAUCACGUACACUUAUAUACACAAUACUACACAUGCUGCAAUGCUUAGAAUGAAUAUGACAUACCAUGAAAACAUCUCCCCAUAUAUACCAUAAAUAAUGCCUAUAGAACAUUAACCAGAAAUAUCACAGUACACUGCAUAUACACUGCAUAUACCCUUCUUAACUUAUAUGCCAUCUGUUGCAAGCCCAAAUGCCACAUAACAUAUUGUAUGAAUAUUGCUAUCUGCAUUAAAAUUGUUUUUUUUCCUUUCAAAAGUAAUGGUUUUGUGACAGGAUGGGGUGAUGUUAGCGAAAGAGUGCGUGUUUAGUCACAUUCUGAGCCCCAACAAAAACAGGGUUGCAGGAUUUGUGCCAGCGUGCACUGCUCCUGGGCAUGCUGGAUAUGCUUGCUUUUUCCAGCCAGGCACUCGGGUGUAGGUUUCUAAACUGAUGUACACGCCACUGCUGGUCUAUUCCCAUAUCAGACCACAGUCAUCAUAGAUACAUGUGCACUCUGUAGCUGUAGCUCAUGAUUUAAAAAAUGUAAAAAUCAAGAAAAGACUAAGAUAACGCAGUAGUAAAAUAAGAACAGUACUUGGCAUUCAGUCCUACAAUUGAUUAACUCCCUAUGUGUACCCCUGAUUUUUUAUGUAUUUAGCAUGUGAAAUGUAAGGGUGAGUGGACUCCACUGUAAAAACCUGUCGGAUCAUUUCUGUUCCUCUGUACUGCAAGUGCAGGUCUUUUAGAACCUAGAAACAAAAGUCUACCUGUAACAGAACAACAGCAACACACCCCUUCCAAAGAAUCAAUAAAAUUACCUUCAUGACUGGAAGGAAGCCUCCAUGGGCUUUCACAUGAUUAUGAAUAUUGAUAUUAAUUAUGACACAAUAAUUACGAAACAAUAAUGACAGGACACAAAUAUGGACCUUGUGGUUUAGCCAAAAGGAGAGUUGGCGCUAGGACUCCUGAUUCUACUUAUUAUGGUCAGGUUUGGAUCAGGUUUUAUAGCGCUGGGCUAAAAGAAAAACAUUUACCCACACCAGCCCUUUUUGGACAGGACUGGCCACCCCUGAAUCUGAUGAAAUAAUCAAAAGAUACUCCUGCAUAGCCUCAACCCCAAAUGCAUGCAUUUCUAGAUUGUCUGGAAAGGAGUUUUGUGACAUUGGUUUCCUGUAAUCCAGUUUAUUCUGGUUUGUUCUGGCAGGUUUUAGCCAGCAUUAUGUCAUAGGCCAGUGAUUGAGUUGGCCGAGAUUGCCACCUCUAAUUGAAACCUCACCUACAAGGGAUUGUGAUUCAAAAGAUGAAAUAACUGACUCGGUCUCGUUAGGAAACCACAUCCAUUGAGGUUAGACUUAUUUUGACUCACACCAGUGUGUUCCUUGUCAGACGCAUAGUGUCAUGGUCUUUAUUAGUCGGAGUGAGGCUGCUCUCCAGCAAACCCAGCUGGUUAAAAUACAGGGAAAAUAAGCAUGGACAUGCUGAUGCUUCUUUGUCUCAGUGUAGAAUUUGUAUGGAGAUGAUUUCUCUUGUCUUGCUGAAGUGCUCAAUAAAGAAUAGAUUUAUGCAAAA
Conger conger (European conger) is the source of this 2819-nucleotide messenger RNA. Its product is annotated as riboflavin-binding protein-like. The transcript is spliced from 6 exons. The record is from RefSeq and is a predicted model, not a curated record. Gene Ontology annotation, cellular component: external side of plasma membrane. The coding region runs from base 159 to 941 and encodes 260 amino acids. Lineage: Eukaryota; Metazoa; Chordata; Actinopteri; Anguilliformes; Congridae. Gene Ontology annotation, molecular function: signaling receptor activity; riboflavin transmembrane transporter activity; riboflavin binding.